This is a messenger RNA of Toxotes jaculatrix (banded archerfish), 3750 nucleotides long. It is a transcript of the gene tp73, whose product is annotated as tumor protein p73. Gene Ontology annotation, biological process: apoptotic process; protein tetramerization; regulation of transcription by RNA polymerase II. Gene Ontology annotation, cellular component: nucleus. The transcript has 13 exons. Gene Ontology annotation, molecular function: DNA-binding transcription factor activity, RNA polymerase II-specific; protein binding; RNA polymerase II cis-regulatory region sequence-specific DNA binding. NCBI's taxonomy places the organism in Eukaryota, Metazoa, Chordata, Actinopteri, Toxotidae. The coding region runs from base 31 to 2046 and encodes 671 amino acids. The record is from RefSeq and is a predicted model, not a curated record.
UGUCCCUCACCAGACUACCCAUCCUCUAAGAUGUCCCAGUCCACCGUAACUGAAGAAGGAGGCACCUUCGAGCACCUGUGGAGCUCCCUGGAGCCAGACAGCACCUACUUUGAGCUCCCCCCAGGUAGCCAGCCAGGUGAACGUCCAGUGCCUUCUACCAGCACCCCAGGGAGCCACCGCAGCGCUGCCGAAGUCUCCAUGGAUGUCUACCACAUGAGGGACAUGAACGACAAUGUGAUGUCCCAGUACAACUUGCUGAGCAGCAGCAUGGAGAGCCUGGGGAGCCGCGCGACGUCCGCCAGCCCCUACAGCUCCGAGAACGCCUCCUCAUCGGCCGUGCCCACCCCCUCGCCCUACUCCCAGCCCAACUCCACCUUCGAGGGCCUGUCGCCUGCCCCGGCUAUCCCCUCCAACACCGACUACCCUGGACCUCACACCUUCCAGGUGUCCUUCCAGCAGUCCAGCACAGCCAAGUCUGCCACAUGGACCUACUCUCCCUUGCUGAAGAAGCUCUACUGUCAGAUUGCCAAGACCUGUCCAAUACAGAUCAAACUGUCCUCUUCUCCUCCACAUGGCAGCAUCAUCAGAGCCAUGCCCGUCUACAAGAAGGCAGAGCAUGUCACAGAAGUGGUCAAACGCUGCCCCAAUCACGAACUAGGGCGAGAUUUCAAUGAUGGUCAAGCAGCCCCAGCCAGUCACCUGAUCCGAGUGGAGGGAAAUAACCUCUGUCAGUAUGUGGAUGAUCCUGUCACCGGCCGGCAGAGUGUUUUCGUGCCCUAUGAGGCUCCACAGGUGGGGACUGAGUUUACCACCAUCCUGUACAACUUUAUGUGCAACAGCAGCUGUGUGGGUGGCAUGAACAGAAGACCCAUCCUCAUCAUCAUCACACUGGAGACCAGGGAUGGUCAAGUCUUGGGCAGAAGGUCAUUUGAAGGUCGGAUAUGCGCGUGUCCUGGCAGAGACCGCAAAGCCGAUGAGGACCAUUUCAGGGAGCAACAGGCCCUGAAUGAGAGUGUGGCCAAAAAUGGCAGUGCCAGCAAACGCAACUUUAAACAGAGUCCGCCAAAUAUUCCUAGUCCAAAUAUUAACAUGAGGAAGAGGAGGCAUGGAGAAGAAGAGAUUUACUAUAUUCCUGUUCGUGGUAGGGAGAACUUCGAGCUGCUAAUGAAGAUCAAAGACAGUUUGGAGCUGGUGGAGUUGGUGCCACAGCCUCUGGUGGACUCCUACAGGCAACAAACACAGCAGCAACUUCUGCAGAGACCGAGUCAUAUAGCGUCCCCCUCCUCUUACUCUCCACUGUCCAACAUGAACAAACUUCAUGCCCAUGGAGGUCUCAGCAAACCGCCCUCAGUCAACCAGCUGGUGGGGCAGCAGCCCCAGCAACACCCGACUGCCCCCACCUCCAUUGCUCACAUGGGUUCAAACAUGCUCCACAGCCACCACAUGCAGGCCAAUGGUGAUAUGAACGGUGGCCACAGCAGUCAGACUAUAGUGUCUGCUUCCCACUGCAGCCCGCCCCCUCCGUAUAACCCUGACCCCAGCCUUGUCAGUUUUCUUACCAGUCUGGGAUGUCAGAACUUCAUUGAGUACUUCACCUCCCAAGGCCUCCAGUCUGUCUACCACCUUCAGACUCUCUCCAUGGAGGAUUUAGGUGCACUGAAGAUACCGGAGCAGUCCCGCCUUGCCAUCUGGCGAGGUCUACAGGACAUGAAACAAGGUGCUCCCAUCCAACUGCCCACCUCUACCCAUCACCAUGACUAUCAUGGCCAGCAGCUUCUUCGCUCCAGCAGCAACAUGGCUGCCUCUGCAAUGGCAGCCAUUGGGGCUGCUGGUGGGGAACUGCAACGUCAGCGUGUCAUGGAGGCUGUGCACUUUCGCGUCCGCCACACCAUCACUAUCCCCAACAGGUCAGGUGUUGUUGGGACAACAGGGAUGGCAGCAGCUGCUGAUGAGUGGGCUGACUUUGGUUUCGACAUGCCCGACUGCAAGAUGUCACGUAGCAAGCACUCCAUAAAGGAAGAAUUCAUGGAAAGUGACAUUCACUGAGCCCGAAAAGGAUUGUGGGACUGUUUUGGAAACAAUCAGCUUACUUACAGAGUAAAAGCAUGUGGAUAGGUUCUUUAAAUGUGCUGUUAGGUGUUGUUGUCAUAAUUCAGUCAGUGCUUUUGGAGAGAAUCAAGUUUUGUUUUGAAUGUGGGACAUUUUCAGUGUAUUAAUGCACUUUCCUGUGCAGUCUUUUCUUUGUGCUUGAACACUUGUUCCACUCAGAAGAUUGAACAUGAGAUACCACAAAGGAAAUAUCAAGUCUACAUAGCAAAUACCCCUGUGACAACACAAUUGUCAAGGCAGUCCUAAUGAAAACACACAUGGUCAGGACUGUACUUUUUGGGACUCUGAAGUGCACGUUAAAAGAGGGAAAUUAUUCUGGAAAGCAGGAUGUUGUUUGGUCUCACUGUGCAAUAAUAGACGACACUUUUUUUUUUAUUUAACAGCGUCCACUUACAUUUAUGGUGAAGAUCAAGUGUAGCAAUGGUACAAUCGCACAAAUGUCACAGUAGACAUAUCACCGUUUCACAAUUUUUUAGUUUCAGUUUUGUUUUUGGAUCAUGGAAUUUAUUCUCAGCUGCCUUAUUUAUUGUUCUUUCAGUUUUCCUUCUCUUGUAUAAAUGUAUAUACUGUAUCUUGUAAAUGUUUUAGACUAGAUGUGGUUGAAAAGGGGUAUUUAGAUUCAAAAUGGUGUAUCUCCUGUUUGAACCAAAUGUAUAGUUGAAUGGUAAAUCAAACUCACAAUUAUGGGAGCACAUAGUCAUGUAUAUUUUAAUGCGCAUGGCAAUGUGAUGACUUGUAGUUCAGUGUGCCCUUAUCAUUUCACUAUUAACGAUUAUUUAAUGAGCUUUGGUAUAAAUAGCAUGUAUUCAUGAAAACUGCCACUGGGAAUCAAAGUCAACAAGUAAUAUCAAAAGUUAGACAUCACAUCCAUUACUUUUUUAUUACGUUGUGGGAAGUAAUGUGCUAGUCCUUGUAUAGAAGCACAUUGCUGAGAGCAGAAAAAUAUCAAAAACAGUAUUAUAUGUUAAUAGCAGGGAUUUAAUCAGAAUUGUGAAUAAUAAAUUAAGAAUGGCAUCCCUGUUUAUCAAGACACAAGACAAGAGUAGCAUUUUUGACCUUCUCUGUGCAUUUUGAAAAGCCUUGCAGGGCAAGGUUCUUAUAUAUCAAUUAUAGCUAGCUGUGUACCUAGUAUGUAUCAUCAUCGCACUUGUUUGUGGAUAUUCAAUAGCAACAUUCCAGUUUUAUUCCUAGAUUGCCAUUCAGCAUGAUUAGUCAUGGUGCAAUUUUAGUAUGGUGUCAAAUAUGUUUGUAGUAAGUACUUGACUUUGUACCAUGACAAUAAUCUGUACCUGAUUUGCAGUCAUUCUCUAAGACCCUCUUACUUACAAAGAAACACAUACUUCCACCCACUAACCACCAACUGGUCAAAGAAAGAGCACUUUAAUGCUUUAAAAGUAAAAUAAUUUAGGAUUACUUGUGCUUAUGAUCAGUAUUAUGCAUUACCAUAAUGUAAAUAGAAAUCGUGAUUUGUUAUUCCUGGUACGUUUUUUUCUUUCUUUUUUUUUUAUCAGUUUUAUAAAGAUUAUUAAGAUGUGUACCUUUGUAACUACUGCUGUUUGUCGAUGCCCAUUAGUUUCUGAAAAUAUUAAGUUCAGUGUUUUUUUUUUCUUAAAAUCGUGGAUAUUAAAAUAUUUGCCUUCC